ACCGCCGUUGUUCGCGCGACAUCGCGAUUUUACCCGGAAAAAACGAAUGAGUCCACUCUCGAUCGUUUCCACAAACAAUUGGCGACAAAAGCACCAAUAUCAGUGAGGAUUGAUUGUUUUUUUUUUCCCCCCUCUCUUCGAAGAAAAUAUGAUUUGCGUUCGAUUUUUGUGCGAGAUUCGAUUUGACGUGUCGAGAAGCGCGGAAAUAAUCUUAAAGUUCCUGUGCGCUGCUUGAUAAAGAUUUGCGAGUGCGAAAUGAUUGUCAAGGGACGAAGAAACGAACUUCCUUAUCCGGGAUAAUCGGAUACAAUUCGACUUGCACUUGUUCAGCGACAGAAAAAGCGGUCUACUAAACUGAUAAAACAUACGCAGAAUGGAAUUAUGGAGCCGAUAUGUCGUGUCGAUCGACAACGACACCGGUCUGACGAACCUGAACGAGUCCGAGUACAUAAGGGAUUUUUGGGGCCCAAAAUACCUGCCGUUGCAACUCGUGUUGCCGGUCAGCCUCGUCUACAGCGUGAUUUUCGUCACCGGUAUAUUCGGCAAUGUAAUCACCUGCAUCGUCAUCACGCGAAACUCCAUCAUGCAGACCGCCACUAAUUAUUACCUGCUCAACUUAGCGAUAUCCGACCUGCUUCUUUUGAUUCUCGGAUUACCCAAUGAAUUGAGUGUGUUCUGGCAGCAAUAUCCAUGGACGUUCGGAAUGGGCUUGUGCAAAUUACGAGCGUAUAUUUCAGAAACGUCGUCUUACGUGUCGGUGCUAACGAUACUGGUGUUCUCGUUGGAGAGGUACCUAGCGAUAUGCCAUCCCCUGCAUUUGUAUGCGAUGAGCGGACUGAAACGACCUGUACGAUUCAUCGUGGGCUGUUGGGUGCUAGCUCUCAUCUUUGCCCUACCCUACGGCGUUUACACAACCGUCAAUUACAUCGAGUUUCCGCCAAAAUCCGGCCAAUACUCCGAGGAGUCGGCAAUAUGCGCCAUGUUACUGGGUAAUAUGCCCAAGUUCCCGCUUAUCGAGCUGAGCUGUCUAAUGUUCUUCCUCGUGCCGAUGCUGUGCAUAGCCGUGCUUUACGUGAAAAUGGGCCUGCGAAUACAAAGCAACGGUCUGGACUGCAGCAUCGAGGGCUCCGUUCACGGGGAAACGAGGCAGACUCAGUCACGAAAAGCCAUUAUCCGAAUGCUCGGUGCGGUCGUGAUAACAUUCUUUAUCUGCUGGGCGCCCUUUCACGCUCAGCGCUUAUUGUACGUGUAUCAGGUGUCGGCCUUCAGCGAUAUUAACGACUGGCUGUAUCCGCUGGGCGGCUGUCUGUACUACUUCAGCACCACCGUGAACCCGAUCCUGUACAACGUGAUGAGCGCCAAGUACAGAACGGCGUUCAAGAAAACGCUGUCUUGCACCUCGUCGAGUCCCACCAUCACGCGGGACGACCUCAGCAGUAUGAGGGAUAGCACGGUUUGCGGUUACGGAUCCCGACGGGAGUCCCAGGUGGUUCGCGUAAGAAGCGUGCAUUAUCAAAGGAGCAUUAGAUGCAACGUGUCGCACGCGAACGAGGUGCUUCGCUCGCCGGUGAAAUUGCGUCACGACGACGAGGACGACGAGGCGAGCCGCUGCGACACGCCGAGGCCCUGCUACGUCCUUACCUCGGACAUCCUGCGAUCCUCGUUUGUCGUGCACUCGAGCAGCGACAAGACCAACUGCCGGUCGAACGAGAAGACGAGGGAUGACGCUAAAUCGACCGCGAUGAACGAGACGCGUAUCUGAUCCUCGACUUAUCCUGACGGAAAGAGAGAGGAAUAUCACGGGCCAGGGAUUACGAGCGUUGCUCACCCCGAAGAACUCGAUAAGACGCUGUCGCGUCGCUCUUGCAUACACCGUGAGGCUGACACGGCCGGAUUAGCAGAUGAUAUGCGUCAUUCCGCGCUGACGGACGAUCACCCGAAGUGUCGCAAUACCCUUCCCCAAGCAUGUAUCCGCCGUCAGAAUGACAAGCUGAGUUUCGUGGAAAGUCGCGUUUGAGUGACACUCGCGGAAAUUCAACGAAAUUUGAAGUGUCUAUAUAAAAAAAAAAAAAA
Linepithema humile (Argentine ant) is the source of this 2073-nucleotide messenger RNA. RefSeq names its product neuropeptides capa receptor-like. Gene Ontology annotation, cellular component: plasma membrane. Gene Ontology annotation, biological process: neuropeptide signaling pathway. Gene Ontology annotation, molecular function: neuropeptide receptor activity. NCBI's taxonomy places the organism in Eukaryota, Metazoa, Arthropoda, Insecta, Hymenoptera, Formicidae. The record is from RefSeq and is a predicted model, not a curated record.